UCGCGUUUCCAUUCUUUUUUUUUUUCAUUUUUUUUCUUUUCCACCUCAUGAACAUUCCCCGUGGAAUAUUUACUAGUUUGGGUGAGGUAACUUUUCGAGCAUUUCGGAAACUCGUAAAAAGCCGGGAAAAGUGUACCGUGCCCUAUUUUACCCCAGGGCAGGUGAAGUUCCGUCUUUACCUCCUGCGACUAAUUUUCCGUUCCGCAAUUGCUCGACUUUCGAGGUCGAGAGGGAUACUGCGAGAUGGGGAACGUUUCUGACGUCGACGAGGACGCCUCUUCGAGGUCUUCGUCCUCGUGACGGAUCGACGAUGGGAGGUCCUCGUCGGUUUUUGUCAACUCGUAAUUCUCUAAAAUCUUGGGAAAUCUCCCAUCGCGUCAUGGGGACGCUGGACCCGUGCCGGAUGCUGCGCCAGAUUUCUGGUACCUCGGUGCUGGUGAUGAUAGCCUUAUCACUGCCACCGUUAUCGGCCCUGACGGGAGACCACGUGUGCAUUCGCACGAAAAACUACACGGUGACCACGAAGGAGACCUACACGGAGCAGGUCAUGGUGCGCACGUUUACCUGGUGUUUCCAGAUGCCCCCCUUGUGCCCGAGGACCCGAGCCGAAUCCAGACUCAGAUAUCGGAUAAAGAGCGAGCUGAGGCACGCCAACAGGUCGGAGUGCUGCGAGGGGUACACCAUGCAGGAAUUGCACGGCGACGCCGGCGCCGAGGCGAAGUGCGUCCCCUUCUGUACCAACUGCAAGAUGGGGGUUUGCGUCUCCCCCGAGAAAUGCCAAUGCGAUCCCGGCUUCCAGGGGGACGACUGUGCCUAUGAAUGUCCUCCAGGGUCCUGGGGCAAGUUCUGCGCCCACGAGUGCAAGUGCGCCCGAGAUGGAGGGACGUGUCAUCCCGUGGAUGGAAGGUGCAUCUGUCCACCUGGUUUCCGAGGACCCAAGUGCGAACGGCAAUGUCCGAGCGGCAGGUGGGGUCCAGGGUGCGAGUCGGUCUGCGUGUGCGAGAAUUCUCGCAUUCUUCAGGGCUGCCAUCCGGAGACCGGGGAGUGUUUCGACCGCGGGAUUUCGACGCCUCUUCCUGGCACAACUUGGCCCCAGGGGCCACUUUUCCUCUCCUCCGACGCCACCCGAGCUGGAGCCACCCUCGACCACUUCGACCGCUUUACCCAGACGACGGAGAGGGUCGUAGAGAGUGCUCAAGAGACGGUUCUGGGGAGCGCCAGGUACACGGUUCCAGAGCCUGAAUUCGUACCUUCCGUCAGUCACCAGCUGGACGGGGAACUUUGGCGAAGGGGUAAGAACCAGGAUCGGCACGUUGGCAUGGAGAAACCUCCCAAUGUGACUUCGAUAUUCGAGAAUGGAUUCGCAAAGACCCUUGGAAAAGGUGCCGAAGGUGCGUUUUCCAAUGGUCCUCUUCGAUUUGCUAUUUUCCUCGUCAUUGGGUACACCGUUUCCCUGGUCAUAGCGGCGGCGGCCAUCUUGGCGAUUUUUCGCCUACGCUCGAAACUCCUCGAUAGCGGCGUUCGCGUCGACGUUGUAUCAUCCGAGAGGAGGGCGCAGUCGAGGGUGGUCGGAAGCUCUCUUCCAGAGCCUCCAAUUCACGCCGACCCGAUACACGCCGCAAGCUCCGGGCCGCCUUUCCACGUCCUGGACCUCGACACGUUCUCCCAGAAUUACGGGUCCAGGUCCUCGGCUUUCAUCGGCAUCCGCGUUCCGAAUGGCGCGCGAGGGAUCUUCGAGGAGCACUACGACAUGCCGGCUCCUCUCGGGAGAGCUCGCGAAAAUCAGGACGUCGACUCUCAACAUCUUUACGACGAGAUCCCGGCCGCCGAAGUGUCGACUCUCCGAAGGAGUUACGUGAGCGGGGAUCGUCGAUGAGAAGAUCGAUAAGGAUAAAUCCCAGGAUGUGGGAUUAAAUGGGAGGAGAGGCGCGAAAUAAAUCCUCCCUCGAAAAUUCCUGGAGAGCGACGCGACAACUUCGAGGUCGGCGAAGCCUGAUAGCCUCCGGGCAAGACGCGAGAUAAGGUUGAACAUACUUAUGCUAUACACCUACCAAUAUCGAUCCUAUUAAAUUAAGUGCUGAAUUUUCAUUAAGCCCUGUCCUUGCGCUCCGCCCCUCGACGUGGACGAAAUAAAAAGGUGCUGCACCGUCGCCCCGUUAAAAGGCGUUUAAUUUAAGGAAAAUGGAACGAGCGAGGUCCGGAUACUCGAGGACCCUCCUCUCCUCGCUCUGUAGAUUUUUGAUAAGGCGCAUAUACCCACAGACAAUACCUUUCUUACGCGAUGGACUCGUGGAGUCACCCCCACCGGGGCAGAGCUCGCGCGCCAAGUACUACGCAGCUAAAUAUCGCGACACCUCAAGUACCGCGGGGUUUCGCUGAAACUUAUGUAACUUUUUGCGCGAUCUCGCGACAGCGGCUAGAAAUCUUAGAUAGGUGUCGCAAUGUCGGGACGAAACGUCACAUCUAGAAUCCCGACACAGUGACGAGUAAAAUCGGCCUUAUACUCGGUCUUGGU
Molecule: messenger RNA, 2515 nt
Organism: Orussus abietinus
Lineage: Eukaryota; Metazoa; Arthropoda; Insecta; Hymenoptera; Orussidae
Exons: 9
Coding region: 311-1876 (521 amino acids)
Cellular component (GO): membrane
Molecular function (GO): protein binding
Source: RefSeq, a predicted model, not a curated record